CCGGCUUGGCUUUGCGGAAGAGCUGCCGCCGUUUCUUUUCCGCUUGCUGUGCUGCUGCAGGGAGCUGUGAAGGGGCUAUGGGUGAGCUGGGAAGCCCCGACAUGGUUUAAGAUUUGUACGACCUGAAAGAAGUGGUGAUGCAGUAACCUAUAGUGAUGUGCAUAUUGACUUCAGUGUGGAAGAGUGGGCUCUGCUGGAUCCUUCCCAGAAGAAUCUCUACAAAGAUGUGAUGCUGGAGACCUAUACGAACCUCACUGCUAUAGGCUGCAGGUGGGAAGAUCAUAAUAUUGAAGAGUAUUGUCAAAGUUCUCGAAGAUAUGGAAGGCAUAAAAGAAGUCAUUCAGAACAACCUUCUGAAUAUACUCAGUGGGUUAAAGCCUUUCCAUAUCGCAGUUAUCUUCAAAGACAUGAAAGAAUUCAUAGUGGUCAGAAGCUCUAUGAAGGUGGUCAAUAUGGUGAUGCCUUUGAAUGUCAUAAUAGUUUCCAAAUACAUAAAGGAAGCCAUAGUGCAGCAAAAUGCCAUGAAUGUGAUCAGUGUGGUAAAGCCUUUUCACGAUACAGUCGUCUUCAAAUACAUAAAAGAACACAUACUGGCGAGAAACCCUAUGAAUGUACUCAAUGUGGAAAAGCCUUUUCACAACACAGUAAUCUUCAAAUACAUAAAAGAACACAUACUGGCGAGAAACCCUUUGAAUGUACUCAAUGCGGUAAAGCCUUUUCACAACACAGUACUCUUCAAAUGCAUAAAAGAACACAUACUGGAGAGAAACCCUAUGAAUGUACUCAUUGUGGAAAAGCCUUUGCACGUCUUAAUAUUCUUCAAAUGCAUGAAAGAACACAUACUGGAGAAAAACCUUUUGACUGUAAUCAAUGUGGCAAAGUAUUUGCAGUACAAAGAAGUCUCCACAUGCAUAAACGAACACAUACUGGAGAGAAACCCUAUGAAUGUACUCAAUGUGGAAAAGCCUUUGCAGAACACAGUUAUCUUCAAAGGCAUAAAAGAAUACAUACUGGAGAGAAACCCUAUGAAUGUAAUCAAUGUGGAAAAGUCUUUGUAUAUCAAACUAGUCUCCGAAUGCAUAAACGAACACAUACUGGAGAGAAACCCUAUGAAUGUAAUCAAUGUGGUAAAGCCUUUUCGCAACACAGAUAUCUUCAAAUGCAUAAAAUAACACAUACUGGAGAGAAAUCUUAUUUAUGCACUCAAUGUGGAAAAGCCUUUGUACAUCAAAAUUCACUUCACAGGCAUGAAAAAACACAUACUGGAGUGAAACCCUAUGAAUGUAAUCAGUGUGGUAAGGCCUUUGUUUGUCAAAGUAGUUUCAGACUACAUAAAAGAGCACAUACCGGAGAGAAACCCUGUGAAUGUUCUCAAUGUGGUAAAGCUUUUGUAUGCCAAAGUCGUCUUCAAAAACACAGAAGAACACAUAGUGGAGAGAAACCCUAUGUAUGUAUUCGAUGUGGAAAAGCCUUUGCACAACAUGGUCAUCUUCAAAGGCAUGAAAGAAUACAUACUGAAGAGAAACUCUAUGAAUGUAAUUAUUGUGGAAAAGUUUUUUCACAUCCCAGUGUGCUACAUAGGCAUAACAGAAUACAUACUGGAGGGAAACCCUAUCAUUGUUCUCAGUGUGGAAAAGCCUUUGCACAUCCUAGUGUUCUACAAAGACAUAAAAGAAUCCAUACUGGAGAGAAACCCUAUAAAUGUGUUCAGUGUGGAAAAGCCUUUACAGAACAUAGUUAUCUUCAAAGGCAUAAAAGAACACACACUGAAGAGAAACCCUAUAAAUGUACUCAUUGUUCAAAAGGCUUUGCACGGCAUUGUUAUCUUCAGAGGCAUGAAAGAACACAUAAUGGAGAGAAACCCUAUGAAUGUAAUCAAUGUAGUAUAGCCUUUGUAUCUCAAAGCAGUUUCCGAAUACAUAAAAGGGCACAUACUGAAGAGAAACUCUUUGAGUGCCCUCAAUUUGCAAAUGCCUUUGUACACUGAAUUCUCUUCAUAGGUAUGAUUGAUCACAUACUAUAGAGAAACCCUAUGAAUAUACUCAAUGUGGAAAGACUUUUGUGUCUCAAAUCAGUCUCUGAGUACUAAAAGAACAUUCUGGAGAAAAAACAUACACAUGUAAUAUGAUAAAGCUGUUACAUAUAUCAGUAUUUUCAAAAUCAUAAAAGAUCAUACUGCAAAGAAACCCUCUAAAUGUAGUCAGUGUAACAAAGUUUUGCAAGUCAUGGUAGUAGUAUAAGAGUAAAACUUGUGUAAUUGGUCUGUUAAAGCCUUUGAACGUAUUAGACUUUGAGGAUUGGAAAAUAACUCAUACUGAAUGGAAUCUAUGUUAAGUAUCUGGUAAGAUUUAUAGCCAAAACACUUAUAUUCAAUUAAACAAGAUUCUUUUUUGUUGUUGUUGUUGUUGUAGUUAUUUUAUUGAACUCUGCCAUUGUAACUUAUAAGCAGCCACUUUAUUCUGCAGAAAAAAAAAUUGGCAUGCUCUUCAAGCAUUAUUAUGGAUCUCAGUUCAAGCCAGCCUGGUAUCCAGGACAGUCAAAGGUGUACAGCGAAACCCCGACUGGAUAAACCAAAGAUUAAAAGUAAAACUGAAAGAAAUAGAGAAAAAAAGCUACAUAAUCAUGGAAAAUACACAGAUAAUCUGAAUACUGUAUAAUAUUGUGUUCUUUCAAGUGUUUGGCUGCAGAGGAAGGAGGAACAACAGCUCCUAAAAGACAAUUAUAAAUGCUUUUGGAUUAAUACAACCUAUAUAUUUUCAAAAUGUCUUGACAUUGCAAUUUAAGUCAAAAGAUAUGUUACUUUGGAGAACAGGUUUUGUUUUUGUUUUCACAGGAAAUGAGAGGCUGUGAAUUUAUUUUAGGCUAAGGAAAAUAAGCUUUGAUCAAGGAAGAGCUCCCGAAAAAAAAUCUCCAGUGGAAAUGGAUGGCCACUGAUCCAGUGUUUUAGAGCACCAGUUUUGCAAUUUCUCUGAGUUUUGCAUACAGAACAGCCUCCAAAUUGCUGGAUGAAAUGACCCAGCCUCACAGAAUACUCCAGUUAGUACUUUGACCAUAAUCCAUAAUUUUCUUUUCUUCAAUGUAUAGAAUGGGAUGCCCAUCACCUAAGUGAACCAUUUUUAUUUAAAUAACAAGCAGUGUGUGAUCAUGCUUUCCAAGUAAAUAUGUCUGUGAAAGGGUAGUGGAUUGUUGUUCCUGGUUUUAAUUUUCAUGUUUUUAAACAAAUUUCCUGAAAUGUUGUUUGUUAUCCAUUCUAGCAUGGAUGUCAGUAAAUAGGUAUGUAUUUAAAUUCAUGAUCCUCAUGUGUCAGUUUCCUGAGUACAACUAGGAGUUAGAUAAUGUAAUGUCACUGUUUGCUAUUUUGUCUAUACAACACAUUUUAACAAUAUUAAUGUUAUAAUAGUUAAUAGAAGAGAAUAUAAGAAACAUUAAAUUUCUCAUGUGUUUAUCCAAAGCAGCAUUUUGAUCUAUUUAGUAGAGAUGUAAUGAGCUGAGAUAAUCAGCAACCUAUAGUGUAUCUCUCAACAUUUCUUGAUAUUCUAUUGAUAUACUAUUUGAAGUUUCAUGCAUCUUGUUGUCCCCAUCAGUUUUCCAUUUGUAAUGAUAAUGAUAUUGUUUUAAAGUGUGCUUGUCUCUCUCUCUCUCUCUCUCUCUCUCUCUCUCUCUCUCUGUGUGUGUGUGUGUGUGUGUGUGUAACAUUAUUAUGGGUUUUUAGGCCAUGAAACAUAUGUGGAGAUUGGAAGUCAACUUUGUGAAAUCUACCUUGUUCCAUUCAUGUGGUGAUCAAGAUGAGCUUACACACCAGAGAAAUUGCCCACUGUGUUCUCUGGCUGAUGCUCAAAUAAGAUUAGUUGAAUUGUUAUGUCAGUAAGCUUGUGUUUUCAGAAUGUAAACAUAUUUCCAUGGAAAGAUAGAUGAAAAUAGGACAAAUUGAAUAAUAAAUUACAAAUGAAAAUGUUACAUUGCUAUCUUUUUCUUUUUUAUGGAAUGUUUUAGUUCUUUCUGAGAGCUAAGCACUGUUUAAAAGACUUGAUGACCUGAAUUAAAUCUCUGUGAGAUCCAUAUUAAUCCUAGAAAUUUUUCUAAUUUUUCUACACUUGGGCUAUAGCAUAUGCUCCUUCCCACAAAGGCACAUAUAUAAAUAAUUUUUAAACCAAAUAAGUGCCACUGAGUUCACCUGUAGCCAAAUAUCUCCCUGAGUUUCACCUUUAGAACUCACAUAGUGAAAGAGAUAAGAGACAACUCUAAAUUUUCCUCUCACUACCACAUACACAUCAUGAUAAAUGCAUAGACACAUAGAAGCAUUUUUAAAUGGAUGAAAUUGAUAAAAUAGCCCAAUUAUUGAGAAUAUAUGAAAUGGUUUACCAGUUUAAUAGUUUCAGGAAUUAUUAUUGUUCAUUAGAAUAUUGAUUGAUCCUUUCUAAAUCUUUAUUUUAUCAUUUAAUUCUCUAAUUCAAAUAUAGGUCAUUGUAAAACAUCUCAGCUGGACUUAGAGUUGUAUGCCUGCAAUUCCAGCACUUUAGAGAUAGAUGCCACUCUCUCUUACUUUGAGGACAGUUUAGUCUCCAUAGUGAGUUCCAGGAUAGCCAAGACUAUUUAAAAUUAUUCUAUCUCUAAAAAGAUUCCAAAAGGAAAACUCACAUCUCAAAUUAUGGAACUUUUCCUAAUAUAAUCCAACUGUACUCUGACU
Chionomys nivalis (European snow vole) is the source of this 4687-nucleotide messenger RNA. Its product is annotated as zinc finger protein 431-like. The record is from RefSeq and is a predicted model, not a curated record. The transcript is spliced from 5 exons. NCBI's taxonomy places the organism in Eukaryota, Metazoa, Chordata, Mammalia, Rodentia, Cricetidae. Gene Ontology annotation, biological process: regulation of DNA-templated transcription. Bases 230 to 1987 code for a protein of 585 amino acids. Gene Ontology annotation, molecular function: RNA polymerase II cis-regulatory region sequence-specific DNA binding; DNA-binding transcription factor activity, RNA polymerase II-specific.